AUGAACGAACCUUGGUGUCAAAAUCAGCCGCCAGACAUUGGAAUCGGUGUCGAAUACGAGAUAUCGUCUUCUAUUAUGGCUCAUCGACGGCGCGAAGUGCUCAUCAAGGUCGAACGAGAUGAACUAAGAGCACUCACGGCCACCCGGAACAUCGUCAUCGUGCCGGCUGACAAGGGGCGUUCCGCUGUCGUCUACCUCUAG
Molecule: messenger RNA, 201 nt
Organism: Dibothriocephalus latus
Lineage: Eukaryota; Metazoa; Platyhelminthes; Cestoda; Diphyllobothriidea; Diphyllobothriidae
Source: the annotation of a GenBank genome assembly